UGAAAAAUGUAGAUAUUGUUAGCACCUGCAUCAUGAAGAAAGUCUUCACCGCAGAAGAAAUUUCUGAGUGGUUCACCUCGGGGACGACGUUUGCUAACAUUAAACUCACAGAAGAGGUGGUUGAGAGACAUUUGGAUGAGUCGUCGAAAGAGACCAGCCCAUCAGAGGUUCCUGAUAUAGGCAGCCUGAAAAAUGUCAAGUCUGAUGGAGGACGUUUCCAAAAACCAGACCCUGCAGGAAGUACUGCUCCUCCUCCACUUGCCACCUACGAGUACCCCAGUUUGCCCAUAACCAAAAACAGACAGGAGCUGAUUUCUCUUGUAGAAAACAACUCUGUAGUGAUCAUUCGAGGAGCCACAGGCAGUGGCAAGACCACCCAGCUGCCACAGUUCAUUCUGGACCACUACAGUGAGAAAAAUGCCUUAUGCAACAUUGUGGUCACCCAACCACGCAAAAUUGGUGCCACCAGUAUUGCACGAUGGGUUGCCACACAGCGGAAGUGUACCCUGGGUAGUCUGGUGGGAUAUCAGGUUGGACUGGAGAAGAUGGCUACUGAGCAUACCAGGCUUAUCUACAUGACUACAGGAGUGCUGCUGCAAAAACUGGUUUCAUCCAAGUGCCUCACAGAGUUCUCCCACAUUUUUGUAGAUGAGGUUCAUGAGCGCACUGAGGAGAUGGACUUUCUCCUGCUGGUUUUGAGAAAACUUCUUCAGUCCAACUCUCCUUAUGUCAAGAUCAUUCUUAUGUCAGCCACCAUUAACUGCAGACAGUUUGCUGAGUACUUCAGCACCACAAUUCGGGGCAAGAUUAACCCAGCCUACGUGUUUGAAGUGGAGGGGGCGCCCUAUGCCAUUGAAGAGUUCUAUCUGGAUGACCUCCGCAAACUGUUUCCAUACAAGGUUGAGAUGCCUCAUUUAGAUGACCCACACAUUUCAGUGGAGGUAUACAAUCUUGCCAUCAGUCUCAUUCAGGGCUUUGAUGAGAUGGAGGGCAAAGAUUCCAGCAAUACAGAGAAAGGAGGUGGCAUGACUUCAUCAGAGCGGGGCAGUGUGCUGGUUUUCCUUCCUGGUAUACAUGAGAUCAGCUAUAUGCAGGAGGCCUUAGCCAAGCUGGUCCACAAAAGAUUGCAGGUUUAUCCUCUCCACUCCACUGUAACUCUGGAGGAGCAGAACGGUGUGUUUCUGUACCCUGUCCCUGGAUACAGGAAGGUCAUCCUUUCCACCAAUAUUGCUGAGAGUUCGGUGACCGUUCCAGAUGUCAAAUAUGUGAUUGACUUCUGUCUGGCCCGUCACUUGGUCUGUGACCAAGAUACAAAUUAUCAGUCUCUGCGUCUCACCUGGGCGUCCAAAACCAGCUGCAACCAGCGUCGAGGUAGAGCAGGUCGAGUGUCUAAGGGCUACUGUUACCGUCUUAUUACCAGAGAGUUCUGGGAGAAUGAAAUCCCAGACUACAUGAUCCCUGAGAUGCUGCUUGCCCCGUUGGCCACCAUCAUGCUGAAGGUGAAGCUGCUGGACAUGGGAGAUCCCCAUUCCCUCCUUUCCAAAGCCCUCUCACCCCCCAACCUUGAUGACAUUGUGAGGACAGUGCUCCAACUCAAAGAGAUGGGUGCGCUAUCUGCAAAAAGUGACGGCAGGGGUCAAAAUGCAGAUGGCGAACUAACGUUCCUGGGCCAAGUGCUGGCCCACUUGCCUGUGGACCUGUAUCUUGGGAAGAUGAUCGCCCUGGGCCACGUCUUUGGCUGCCUGGAUGAGUGCCUCAUCAUAGCUGCCUCGCACUCUCUGAAGAGUUUCUUUGCCAUACCAUCCAUGCAGCAGCUUGCUGGCCACAGGAGCAAGUUGGCCUUUGCCCGCGGCACACCAAGUGAUUCCAUAGCUUUUGUCAAUGCCUUCAAGGCAUGGCAAUCCUCCAAAAAGAAAGGACAGCUGAGACACCCAAAGGACGAGUUAGACUGGGGAAAGGAGAACUUCAUUCAGAUCAAGAGGAUCAAAGAGGUUGCAGAGCUGUAUAAUGACCUGAAGAAGCGUGUGUCCCAGUUCAACAUGCAUGUCCCGGAGAACACUCAACCCAUGGAUUACACCAGCACAAACAGGCAGAAGUUCAUUCUUCAGGUGGUCAUUGCUGGUGCAUACUACCCCAACUACUUUCUCCAGGGGGAAAUAGAUGAGGACUUGGCCUCCAGAGAGUUGAGUGGCUUCAACCCCAGAACAACAGUGAUGAUGAGGAACAUCCCCCCAUACAGUUUCCUGUAUUACAAGCAGCUGCAGUCUCUGUUCCGCCUAUGUGGACAGGUCAAAGCCAUUUCCUUUGACAGCUCCAGAGCAUAUGUGGAGUUCUACAGGACAUCUCAAGACGCAGGGGUGCUGCCUGAGGUGUCCCUUGCCCUCCUCCUGGCACAGCAGAAUGCUCCCAUGGAGCUUUCUGUCUACCCCAUUGAACAAAUAGAAGUGUCUGCUGGGAACAGAAACAUAGCUCACAUGAAAUAUGCACGGGUGAAUGUAGACUUCCAGAGCCAGUCUGUCUGCCCGGUGGGAGUGGUGAGCAGCACCAUUGACCCAGACAAGCUACCCCCCAACCGCUUGUUUGUGGUCAACAUCACCGAGGUGGUGGAUGUGGGUCAUUUCUGGGGCUUCCAGGCAGAUGAAGCUAGCUUGGAGAGGCAGCGUCAUUUGACAGCAGAGAUAAACCAACGUACGCUGUGUGCUUUAACUAUGUCACUCUAUCCCAACCUGCUGUGUCUGGCUCCUUACUCGGAGAUCAAUGACUCGAGCUUGUUCUACCGUGCCAAGAUCCUGCACAUGCGUGGCAACACAGUAGAGGUGUUCUUCUUGGACUUUGGCAACACAGCAGUUGUUGCCUGCAGCAGCCUCAGAGAGCUCCCUUCGGACCUCCUGUCUCACCCAUUCCAGGCUCAGGAGUUCCAAGUCACUGGAAUGCGUCCUUCAGCUGAGUCAAUCAUCCUGGGGAACCAGUGGAGCAGUCGAGCCCGCGACCGCUUUAUCACACUGGUGAAAGGCCGUUCACUCAUUGUGUCCCUGUACUCCAUCCUCCAUGGUGUCAUGCAUGUGCAGCUGCUCAUCAACACGCAGACAACAAACACCAGCAUGGUAGACAUCUUGGUGCAAGAAGGACAUGCUGUGACGGCUGAAGAGAGCUUCGAUUCCAAGCAAAACCAUGACGCACUGAUGUCCAUGUACAAGGACAAGGAAAUGGGUACAUACAUUGCCAACGCUGCCAGCAGCUCCUGGAAUGAUCGCAAGAGAGAGGAGAAGCAGCUCAUUGACAACCUGCUCGCCCACUUUUCCAAGAGCCGCCUCUCUUACUCCAAGACAAAGGUACAUCUGCAUGGACCAAACAGUCCUAAUAAGAUAAAGUUCCACAGCUUGAGCAACAAGACACACUACAAGACUGUGUGUAUAGAGAGAAGCAGCAUCAACUCCUUGGCCCUGAAUGAAAACCCUCACUACAAACAUCAGAGGAUGCUGGUGGCAGGGACUGUGUCAGUCAACCCCACAGGGACACGGAUUCUACUGAGAGAUACCACCCUCAUGCCCGACAUCCCGGGACUGCCUGCACUCAUUACCAUGCUGUUCACGCCCAUCAUGGAGUUGCGCACUGAUGAAGAGAGGACGUGCUACACUGGCGCCCUCUGUGGCUUGGGCUGGAACAGUCGAACACAGGAGGGCAUCCUACCUGAGCAUGACAUCGAACUUGCCUUUGACGUCAAAUUUGAUAUUGAAGACAUCACUGAGAUAAAUGCUUUGCGAGUGGCUAUAAACCGCCUGGUGUGUGGAGGGCCCUGUGGCACUCUGCAUUUGGGGCCUGACAGGAUCAGCCACCUGCAGGAGGACUGCCAGGACCGCCUCAUAAGACUGUUCACCAAGUCACCGCCAAGGGAAGCUGUCACUCCAGUAUACUACGAGAAACUCGAGAAAUGGAAUCAGGUGGAUCCUGCUCUGAAGAUGGGUAUUGUUGAGCCCAGAAGUGGAAAGACCACAGGUGUUCUCUUCCAGCUGCAUCCGGUCACUCUCCUCAACACUUAAAAAGCCACUGGAAAUGCAUUUGUGUUGAAAUGAAACUGAUUCUAGUGUUUUACUAUGAGCAGUUGCCUGGAAUUUUAAUUUCAUUAUGUUCAGAGGAGUAUUUUUUUUAAGUUCAAAUGUAGCUUUCAGCAGCCGAAAAAUCCUCAAUUCUUUCUUUGUCGUUUGCAGCCACCAGUGGAGUAGUUAUUCCCUUUAAAUAAGUCGCUGCUCAUAAGAAAUGUAAAUGUUCUGAGAUUUGUCCUGUAUAGCUCUUUCUAACAGCACUUCAGCAGUGGGCCAUUAAAAAUAGUGCGCAACAGAU
Molecule: messenger RNA, 4341 nt
Organism: Micropterus salmoides (largemouth bass)
Lineage: Eukaryota; Metazoa; Chordata; Actinopteri; Centrarchiformes; Centrarchidae
Gene: tdrd9
Product: tudor domain containing 9
Exons: 35
Coding region: 33-4040 (1335 amino acids)
Cellular component (GO): intracellular anatomical structure
Molecular function (GO): ATP binding; RNA binding
Source: RefSeq, a predicted model, not a curated record